AGUCGACGACGGACGGACAAAUUGAGUACGUACCCUGAUCUUUUGGUUCGUCUGACCUUUUGACCUCUUGACCUUUGUGCUUCCACGUCUUUUGCUGUCAUCUGCAUGCCUCCGUCCACUCGUUGACCGACCAUUAUCUGUCUGUCCAGUCGCGUGCACAUCCCCCGCCUUACAACUUCGACCCUCCGCCUUUUUCCACUUCGCCGAUAACAGCCCUUAACCCCACCCGCCUUUUUUCUGGAAUCAACAAACUCUCUGGAAGAGUCUUGUAUAUCGGCUUCUCGAAGCCAGUCUGGUUGUACUGCUUGAUCCACAAUGGCUCAAGCAUCUGUCGAAUCCGUGGUCCUGGAGACCACGGCUAUCGAAAUGUCAGCUGCUACUUCUCCCGCCGUAGCGAUCCCCAAAGUUAAGGGCAAGAAGAGAUUCAUACAAAGUCUACAACGCAUGUCAUCUUCUCCUUCGUUGGCCAAGAUGGGCAGGAUCCCCUCCUCAGGCUACCGCACCGGAGGAAAGGCUUCGGCUUCAUGCAUAUCGCUCUCCUCGGGAUCCUCCUCGUAUGGCUCGUAUGGAAAUUCGCUAGCUUCCGAACUCUCUGUCGGCUUCUCGACAGCUCCAACUUCGGCUGCAAACACCCCCGGCAUACCAUUCCCUGCCUUCGAAGAUAGGACACGUGCUCGUUAUCCUUGUUCCGUUCCUGUGCCCGACUUUAGAACCACCACUAGGAUUGUGGAAGAAGAGGACUACUUUUCUAUACCCGUACAAAAGCCUGUACAGAAGUCAAAGUCUUCUUUCAACUUCUGGAAGGACCUGCCCUCCGAGUUGGCCAUAGAGAUCCUCUCAUACCUUGAGCCUCGAGAGGUUGUACGAUGCUCGGCUGUGUCUCACCAAUGGCGCCGGAGAUGUCUUGAUGGUCAGCUUUGGUCCAUUCUCGAUACCUCUGACUUCUACCGCGAUAUCCCUGCCAACGCGCUGAUCAAUAUCGUUACCUCUGCUGGUCCUUUCGUUCGCGACCUCAACCUCAGAGGCUGUGUCCAGCUGAGGGAGAAGUGGCACACCAAGGAUCUUUCAAAAGCUUGCAGCAAUCUCGAAAACUUCUCUUUGGAAGGAUGUCGAAUUGAGAAGACCGCCAUCCACUGCUUCCUAUUGCAAAAUCCUAGGCUCGUGUACAUCAACCUUUCGGGUCUGGCUGGUGCCACGAAUUCGGCCAUGAAAAUCAUCGCUGAGAAUUGUCCCAAGCUUGAGCAUCUAAACGUCUCCUGGUGCAACAAUGUCGACACUCGGGGUUUGAGAAAGGUAGUCGAAGCCUGUCCCGAUCUGCGCGACCUUCGUGCUGGCGAAGUGCAUGGUUGGGAUGAUACAGAGUUCAUGCAGCUUCUAUUCGAGCGCAACUCACUAGAACGCCUAAUCCUCAUGAAUUGCGAUUCGCUGAACGACGAAUCGCUGGCUGUCUUGAUGGAAGGUCAAGACAGCGAAAUGGACUAUCUGACCGGUAGACGCAUUGCACCCAGCCGAAAGCUUAAACACCUUGAUCUUACUCGUUGCCGUGGCAUCAGCGACAAAGGCCUCGAGAAAUGUGUCGACAGACUUCCAGAGAUGGAAGGCUUGCAACUGAACAAGUGUCAUGGCAUUACUGAUGCUGUCCUGACAUCCAUGUUGAACGGCAUGCCUAAGCUUACACAUCUCGAUCUGGAGGAGCUCAACGAAUUGUCCAACGCUGUACUGCAAUCGCUUGCCACAGCUCCCUGCGCAAAGGCUCUGCGACACAUCUCCAUCUCAUACUGUGAGAAUCUGGGCGACGUCGGCAUGCUGCCUGUGCUCAAGAACUGCACCAAUCUUGAGAGUCUCGACAUGGACAACACACGUGUAUCAGACUUGUCUCUUGCUGAAGCAGCAGCCAUGGUACGCGCUCGUGCCCCUCGUAUCACUCAGCCCAAGCAAAGACCUACCGUCGGUCUCCGCCUUGCUGCAUACGAUUGCCAAAACGUCACAUGGACCGGUAUCCGCGAGGUACUAUGGCGCAACGCAGAAGUUGUCCGUAAGACUGUCAAGCCUGAACCGUCAUUUGAUCCUUCCGCACCACCCCAACCACAGACCGUCCGUACCUACCCCACAGAAAUCAUCCAGCUCAAGUGCUUCUACAACUACCAGCCUACAGUCGAGGAGCACACCAAGCGAGUAGCUCGUGGUGACUUCUCGGCUGCGACUCGUCUCGAGCGGAAGUGGGCUGAAUUCAUGAUUGCGCAAGAAGAGGCUGGUGCCAGUGGUGCCGGUGCUCGUAGACGUCGUCGUCGUGCUCGUGAAGCUCAGAUGAUGCACGCAGAUGAAGAGGAUGGCGGCAUCAAUGGUGGAGGUGCCGGUGUAGGUGGAGGACGUAGAAGAAGAGCUAGAAGCGGAGGCUGCACCGUCAUGUGAGCUUUGCAUCUUUACACCUUCUAGCAUCUUGCUUUAUCAUCAUCAUCAUUAUCAUUUUAGCGUUUCCUUUUGGUUUCGGUAUCGGAUUUGGUUGGGAUGGCGUUUAGCGUUUGGAUUCCUUCUGGACUUAUACUUGCAUUCCCGAGCAAUUGGUCAGGCUGGGACCUGGGUUGUUGUUGCCUUUCUACCUCAGACUCUAUAGAGCACACAGCAUCUCUUCAACGAACUUUAUUUUCAAUCGUAACUUGUUACACUACACAAUGAAUGUGACAAAUCUCCCAAUGUCGUGAGAAGUCAUUGUCGCGAGG
Molecule: messenger RNA, 2720 nt
Organism: Aureobasidium subglaciale EXF-2481
Lineage: Eukaryota; Fungi; Ascomycota; Dothideomycetes; Dothideales; Saccotheciaceae
Exons: 1
Coding region: 316-2412 (698 amino acids)
Biological process (GO): SCF-dependent proteasomal ubiquitin-dependent protein catabolic process
Cellular component (GO): SCF ubiquitin ligase complex
Molecular function (GO): protein binding
Source: RefSeq, a predicted model, not a curated record